GCCAUCGGGUGUCCUUACGGAGGCUAUUUGAGGGCGUCGAGUGAGCUCGACAGAAGCCCUCGGCCCACGAACUCCAAGAGGAAUCCGCUUUCUAGAUAAUAAAUACAUGGACGACUAUGUAGGUGCGCGCGGCUCACCUGCACGUGCCACGUACCGCUAGCUCACUUGGUAUAGUAGAAUGGCACAGCGAGGCAAACGAAUAAAUAGAAACGACAAUGAUUUGGCGUCUUGCCCAGGCGCAAUCAAAAGGCGCAAAUGUAGGCUGGGUCCAGCGACGGGUUCGUCGUCGCUGGCAGCUACCAUGGGGCCCUCAGAAGAGGAGGAGACGAUGGCGUCGUCCAGUCAAGGAGGGGCAUCCUGGACCCCCAGACCUCUUAGUGACAUCAAAAUCUCUAGUAUAUAUAAUCGCUCCUCUGCUGAGGCCCCUGCAGAAUUAUUUCGUAAGGAUUUGAUCAGCGCAAUGAAAUUACCUGACAGUGAGCCACUAAGUCCCAAUGAAUAUUGGGUCAUUACUGAUCAAUGGAAACAAGAAUGGGAGAGAGGUGUUCAAGUACCUGUCAACCCAGACUCUCUUCCAGAACCAACAGUUACUAUCACUCAUGCAACACCCAUUAAGCAGCACAGUGAAUUUAAACUACCUAAAAAAUUCGUAAGGAUAUCUCGUGACGAUUAUUUCAACCCUGAAGAUCAUCAUUUAAGCACAACGCCGGCACGAGCAGAAAAAGCUUGUGCUUAUGACCUUGAUGAUACUGAUAUUGCUUGGUUGGAUGUGUUAAAUGGCGAACGUGCACAGGCUGGUCAAUUGCCCAUCACAGAAUCGCAAUUAGAACGUGUGAUAGAAGAAUUAGAAGUGCGUUGUUGGGAAAGAAUACAAACCAUUGUAAAAAAUGAAGAGGGGCUUGGUAUUGAAUAUGACGAGAAUGUGAUCUGUGACGUUUGCAGAUCUCCUGAUUCUGAGGAAGGAAAUGAAAUGGUAUUUUGUGACUGCUGCAAUAUAUGUGUACACCAAGCAUGUUAUGGAAUUACUUCAAUACCAGAUGGUUCAUGGCUAUGCAGAACUUGUUCUCUAAGUCAACGACCAGAUUGUGUUCUUUGUCCUAACAAAGGUGGUGCUAUGAAGUGUACUCGUAGUGGUCAAAAAUGGGCUCAUGUUUCGUGUGCUUUAUGGAUCCCAGAAGUCAGCAUUGGCUGUGUUGAAAGAAUGGAACCUAUUACUAAAAUAUCCAGCAUUCCGCAAAGUCGAUGGGCUCUAAUAUGCGUGCUGUGUCGAGAAAGAGUCGGUGCUUGUAUCCAGUGCAGUAUAAAGACGUGUAAGACAGCUUAUCACGUAACGUGUGCCUUCAAAUAUGGCUUGGAGAUGAAGGCAAUUAUUGAGGAUGAAAUGGCCGACGAUGGAGUAAAAUUAAGGUCCUACUGCCAGAAACAUAGUAGAACAAAUACAAAAGAUAAAGUUCAAGGCACUGGAGGGAGUAUAGGGAGUGGAGCUGAUAAAGCAGGAUCGGAUUCCGAAGAUGCGGAAUCUAGAAGACGCAAGAGGAAGGACAUGACUUCUGAGGAGAAAAAUCAAGCACGUGCUGCAAAACUACAAGAAAUCGAAGCAGAAUUUGACAAACAUGUGAGUUUGAAGGAUAUUGCUUCGCAGCAAUUGGAUGUGGAUCCUGACGGCAUUGUCUACAUUUAUAACUAUUGGAAACUGAAAAGAAGAGCUGGACAUAAUAAACCACUAUUGGCACCACGUUGCGGGGAACUUUCGGGUAGUGGAUCGCGAAAUCAAGGGCAAGCAGCAGAUCUCGAAAAGAUGAGGACGUUCGUACAACUGCGGCAAGAUCUCGAAAGGGUCCGAAACCUGUGCUAUAUGGUUGGCAGAAGAGAAAAGCUCUGUCGAUCUUUCCUCAGAUUACGAGAACAAACCUUUCACAAGCAAGCUUUAGUAAUGUCCGGUCCACCUUUACCACCAGCAGCAGCCGCUGCUGUAAUGGAAGCCAAUCAUGGACCCUCGAUAUACGACCGGUUAUAUUCUCAUCCUGAUUCGGAAGAUCACACACACGACUUUGACUCAAUCGUUGCCAGAAUCGCUGGUAUAGACUCGCCAACUAUUGACGAGAAGAAGACUCAACAACAACAACAGCAACAACAACAGCCACAGCAGCAACAGGACUUCAAUGGUGCCUCUAGUAAAAAAUUGUACUUCAAUGGCUCUGUCCGAAGAAAGAACCUCUAUGGCAGUGAUUUAUCAUCUGUCAGUAGUAGUGAAACGGACGCGACGAAGGCGCAAACAUCGGAGAAGUCGAAGAACCUGAAGCUAGAAAGUGAGUCGAGUACGGAAGAGGAAACCAACGUUUCGACGAAAACUAAGUUAUCGCGAAGAAAGACUAAAAAGACUGCUCAAUCUACGGAUAAGUUACAUUCGACACUUAGGGAAAACAGUGAAAAUGAAAAACUUGUGAAUAGUAGAUCGCAUACGCUCGAACAUAUGGAGAAAGAAUUAGGAAGCGCUUCUGGCAGUGAAAGUGACGAACUAUUAACGUUAAGAGGCGGAGCGACGAAACACCUUGUUGCUUCGGCCAUUUACUCAGACACCGAUUCCGAUUCUCAAGAACACGCAUCUCAUUCCGCGGUGUUGAUCACAAAAGCAGCCGUCAAAGAGUUUUCCGCGGCAAAUUUGUCGAAAAAUUCCCAGAAAAGCUUCGGCAAAGAUUCCAGACACGCAGAAUCAACGUAUCACAAUACAGGACCGAAGAAUAAAGAAAAUCAAAGUAAAGCUAGCGCUAAAAAGAAAGAGUACAUACCUUCUGCUCUGAUCGUGCCACAAAGGCAAGCUGCGAAGAAAGCUUCGGAAAUCAUGCAGCGCACGCAACAGGGCAAAAAAGACAAUUCGGUGCCUGAGUCGACGCCAGAGGUGGUUAAAUCUCCCGUCGAGGAAGUUCCAAAGUGUUCCUCUUCGAAACAAUCAAAAGACAAGAGCCCAAAUAAGAAGCAAAGGGAGAACAAAUUGUCGAAAGAAGUUAAAAAUAACGAUGUGUACGAUUUCGACAAAGAAUUCGGUGAUGGAACAGAGAUUUUGGCGUACGUUCCGCAGAGGCAAGCUGCGAAGAAAGCCGCGGAACAUAUCAAAAGUGGCAUGGGUACUAAAACUACGCAACAAAUCGAACAAGAAGCACUCGAUGGAAGAUCGAAAAAGGAAUCUCUGGAAACUGGGAAAAGGAAAGAGCUUAGGAAGGAUGAUUCUUCUAGGAAAGAAGAACUCACUUCGCGAAAAGAAGAAUCAUCUUCCUCGUCGUCGUCGUCUUCGUCCUCUUCUUCAUCCUCUUCAUCUUCGUCCUCGUCUUCAUCUUCUUCCUCCUCGUCCUCUAGAAAAGAAGAUCUUUCAUCUAGGAAAGAAGACUUAUCUUCGAAGAAGGAAGAAUCUUCCUCGAGAAAGGAAGAAAUCCAUACGAAGGAUAGUCGUUCGAGAAGACCUAGGAAACCAAGCGAACGGAAGUCGGUGCUUUCGAGUAACAGCGAUAGUAGCAGUAGUAGCAACAGUUGUAGCAGUUCCUCCGAAAGCAGUAGCGAUUCUGAGAAUCCGGAACGUAGGAAACAUUCGGACGAGUUCAUGGAUGGUUCUUCUUCUACCACUUCCUCCGAGAGUGACGUUGGAAAUAGAUCGAAGAGCAAAACAGUCACGGCAACUCCGAUCACGGCGAAUAGAAGGCAACAGCCUAGCAAAACUUCACCGGAAAGACAAGAAGCUGAAAGGAAACCAGUCUCAGGGCGGAAACUCAAGAAGCUGCCCGAGAAGAAGCUUAAAACUUCCGACGGGCGGCGGGGACCCGAGUUUCAGCCGCCUACUGAGAGAGAGGAAUCUCGUAGAACCUCCAAAGAACAACAACAACAACAGUCACAACAACCGGAAGCAAGUGUUAAGAAGCAGGAUCAAAGAGACAAUAAAAAGCAACCACCACCACCCCCACCAGCAACAGCAGCAGCAACAGCAACAACAGCAGGAACGGAGGCUGAUGAGGAUAUGCUCGUUGGGUCUGGAGAUCAUGAUGGGCCAAGAAGUCUUUCUGGGUCCAGACCUACCAAAAAGUCGGGUCAGGCUGCUAAGCAACAGUCCUUGCCUCGAAAAGAAGAUAAAAAGACCAAAUCUGAAGGUAGGAAGCGAAAACCGAACGAAUCUGUCGCGAAGGAUGAGAAGAAAGAGACGUGCAAGAAACCGGAGAAACGGUUAAGCGAUAAACAGCCUGUUAAAGAAAUAGAGAAGAGAGAGGAGGAGGAAAAUAAGGAGGAAGAACAGAAGAUUGUGGACGAGGAAAAGGUGAAUGUGUGCACGGAGAUCUCUUCGAAGAACGACGAGAAGAAGGUUAAAAAGCUCGGUGGAAAGGAUGCGAUCAACACCUUGGAAGAGGAAAUGAAACAGCGUAGAGCGGAGAGAGACAGCCCGAAGAAAUCGUUGAGAGGAUUAGAUAAAUUAUUAGAGAAACGUGAACAUCACGAUAAGAUGUCUAGGAGUAAAAAUUCGGAGGUGAAGGUCGAGAAUAUCGUGUGCGACGAAGAGAAGGAAGAGAAGGAUAUCAUAGAGGAGUGUCAACAGAUGAAGGAAAUUGUGAAGAGCGAGGAUCGCAAGAAUCACAUUAACGAAAGUGACAUACUUAUCGAGAAACCGAAACCGGAGGAACAAGUGGAGGAAGAACUAAUAAAGAAGGAUAUUGCUGAGGUGCCGCAAGUUGAAAAGGCUACAGCUGGAAAGAAGAAAGUGGAGAGAACUGUGGGAAAGGUUUUGGAGAACACGUUUGAGCAACAAAAUAUCGAGCCACAGAUUAUCGAACAACAAACGGUUCCGGUGGAGGAGAAUAUUCAGAAGGAGAGCAACGAGGAUGAUAAUAUUAAGUCUGUUUCGGAGAGAGUUGAGAAUAUAGAGAAGGAGCAUCAGAAACGACGAAAAUCUGCAAAUCGGUCAAUCUUCUCGCCACAGCACGGUAAAGAUGCGAGCGUAUCCGAAUUAUUUGAUUUCGAUCAAGAUAUGCUAACGGAGGAGAUGGUAAACGAAGACGGAUUCGGUAUACCAAGAGACGCGGAAGAACGGGGAGUGCCGUUAAGCUUCUCGUUCAACAACGAGCUGUGGUUCAAAGAAGACUCGAAAGAGGAUAGCGCUAGAGAAACGCUGCAUCUUGUCGAGAAAUUGCGUAUGGAACUCUCGAAGAAAUCAAAUUCUAGUCAGUUUGAAUUAGAGGCAGUACCUGUAGACGGUGAAAUCAAAAAAGAGGAACCAUCGAUGGAGAAGGCGUCGUUCGAGCAACAGCAACAAUCACAGCAGCACCAGCAGCCAUCACAGCAACUUCAACCACCAUCGCAACCACAACCACCGCAACUUCAGCAACCAUUGUUGCAACAGCAACCGCUGAAUCAACAACCAGAAAAAGAAACGAAAAUUCUUGAACCUAUCGUAGAACCGAUUAUAAACGUAAAAAAUAAUAUCGAGAUUCCCGAAGAAGAGGUAGCUACUAAUGAAGCCCGUCCCAGCAGUUGUAAGAGUACGAUAGAGGAGAAGAGGAAAACUUGUUACUCUAGCGGUAACGAUAGGUACGCGGCCUACGAGGAGGAUCGCGAGGCGAACAAAGUAAGCUUGGUGGAAAGAUCGAAGCUCGAUCGAGCAGAAACUGACGAACGAUGGGUUCCGCCGAGCUUCGAACCGAGCGAUGUGCAACAUCUGAACGCGUUGAUGGAGACACAGAAUCAUCGAUAUGGCAACCAUCAGUUCCCUAAUGAAACUAUUCAAGAAAAUGAAUCCGUUGCUCGUACUCAUUUGAACGCACCUAGUAUACAGGAACAGUAUCUUUUACAGCAGCCACAUUCGAUUCUUCAUAGUCAGCAAGAGCCACACGAAAGGACGAUCCUUGAUCAACAGAUACCCGAGGAGAAUCCUAUGGAAAUGGUGAACAGACAUUUGAUCGGAUUGCCGGCAUCGGAGGAUGAUCAGGCUGCUGAGAUGAUGGACAGGGUACUGGAGAAAGAGGACGACGUCGUGAGGCAACAGGAAUACGAUCAAAAUUCACCGUACAAUGAAUUAAACGGUCGCCAAGACACCAGAUGGGCGGAAAGUCAGGUUCUACCAUCUCGAAGGUCUACAUCAUCUUCGAUCACAUCCGCCUCCUCCGCGGAGGAUCAUUCCAUUCCACCAUACAAGAACGUAGCGGGCAUUCCGUUUCCACCAUGUUCCAUAGAGGCAACGUAUUACGCGGAUUCAAGUUACGGCACCGGACCAGUCAGCCUGUUUCCGCCGCAAUCUUGCACGGCGCCGUUACCCUACCCAUCUCCUGGACCGGCUCUUUUUCCACCAGCAUUUGGAGCAGCUUUUCCGGGCGCGCAAUCAUUAUUGCCGCACGUGAAACCACUCGAAGACUCGUUAAAUCUACAAGCUUCGCCGUGUACCGCCGCGUUCACGUCUUCCUCGCACAACAUGGCUCUCACCGCGGCCAUGGUCUCGCCUACUAAAAUAGUCACUCCACCUCCGCCACCACCUCCGCCGCCACCACAAGUCGCCGCUCCACCUGCAGAAUCCAUAGAAAGGACGCAACAGCAACUACAAACUCAGGUCGCCGAUUCACCUUCUAUACCUAUAAACUUCUUGAACACCGUAGCACCGGAGAGUCAUACCAGUGAAACCGUUGUCGAGAGCCUUCAGGAAGUCCUCGCCGAUGGCAAGAGCCAGCACUUCGGGAAGAAGUCACCUUCUAAACCGACUAGAACCUCUGCUCGCGUGACGUCGUUGCAAGGCAAGUCUCCGGGAAAGUCCCCGAGGCAGGAAACGCAGAAGAGCGUGUCUGGGACACGAGGUCGUGGCAGAGGAGCGAAGAACUCGGCGCAACACUCUGGACACAGAGGACGUGGUCGUGGAAGGGGCAGAGGGCGAGGUAGAAGCGGACAAAAUGCAGGAUUAUCCUUGGUCUCGGGAACGGGUGUUGGUCAGCACGACGACUCGAUACAGAAUAAGCUAGUCGGCACGGUAUACGACUUCGACUCCGACGAAGACUCCACCAGCGAGGCGAACAUCGCUGACUUGCGUACCAUGAGAGAACGGAAGAAGUCGACGGAUGCUGCGGCGGCUGGUGUCGAGAGGAGAGACUCAGCCGUGGUUGCUUCCGGGGAGAGUAUUCAGUCGAGACUGUCCAGUCCCGGAGGCACUAGAAAGUAUCUGGAAGACAGGAGACUCUCGUGUUCUCCGGGUCACGAUGAUUCAACUGUCGUGGAAAGCCAGUCGAACGCUGGACAAAGCUUCGAUACCGUCCUACCACUUAUACCCGGCCCUGUCGACAUGAGAACGUACAAUUCCACCCUGGACGCCUCAAGUUCUUCCACGUUACACGGUCAGACAUACGAGAAUCAUUUCCUGGGCACGUUUACCGGUGUCUCGGCGAACGAUCCUGCUCUUCCGGAUAUCGAGGAAGAUCUCGAGAAAGAGUUAAGAUCCGCGCUGAUUGGGAAGCAAGGUCAGGAAGAUUGUUCGAAGCCGAGUUUCGACGCGAGCAUCGACGCCUCGUCCUCUGGCUUCGUCGACGCCAACAAGGUUUCUUUGACAGACUCGAGGAACCAGCUGAAGGUCAAGAUCAAAGGUCCCUUCCUUGACGCGAACUAUGUUCCUGCCUCGUCGGUACCACCUUUAGCUCAACAGGCGCCUGUAAUAAUUGCUCCAGCUGCUACCAGUGCUUCCGCCGCUUCAGGAACCUCUAAUCUCCGACGAAUGCGUAAGAAGGAAUUGCUCAGACAAUACUGUUCUCAAGACAUGAAUAUGGACGAGCCAGGCUGCGGGAAUCUCGCCACGUCCGCGCCGAUCAUCAUGCCACCGAUCAAUCGCACAGUGAUCACGAUACCUAAGGCGGUCGCCUCGAUGACCAGCAUACCUACCAGAGAAGAUUACAAAGCGGUCGUCGACGCGAAUAUGGAGAAGAAGAGGAGAAAAGAGAGACCUGCGGGAUUCCUGGAUGCGAACGAGGAGGAGGGAAGCGUAGAGAGGAGGCGAGGCAGUGCUACUAACGGUGCCAGUUCCAGUGGUAGCGCUCCUGUUGGAAACGCUGAUCGCAGGAGAGGAAGGCAGAGCAGUGGCGGUAGAUCAACUACCACCACGACCACGACCACCACCACGAACAGUGGUCCACCUAAGCUGAAGAUCAAGAUUGGUAAUAGUAUAAUCGGUGGGCAAGAGAGCGGUCAGGAUGAUAGAACGAGGAUCAGACCGCCGAAGAAACGGUUGAGCAGUAUUCCUAGCAGUACACCGAGUAUCGAGGAAUUGAAGAGAGAGAGUAUGAAAUUCAGACGUAUGAUUAUGGCCGGUUUCGAUAACGACGAGAAAUUACGUGGAAAGAGUAAGAAGGAUAAGAAUGGUAAACGAAAGAAACGGCAAUCGAGUAGAAAGGAAGCAAGGGUGAGAAUUCUUGAAGGUGGAGCUGCUCCACCGAAAUUGAUCAUCAGGCUUGGUAAAGGUAACGACUCACCUGACGAUCUACCAAUCUUGCUCACGGAUGAGGAAGAAGAGGAGGAGGAGGAGGAACGACAUCCGACUGACAGUAGAGUAGGUCCUCCACCUCCGGAACCGGCCAAGGAUGAGCCUGUCUACCCAGCAGUAUCUGCGAACAUUGAAGAAAAACAGCCUACCGACCCGGACACUGGCGGCAGCGCGCCGAGAAACGUUCGUUCGGCGAAGGUGACGCCGAUUAGGUUAAAAUUGACACGUUGCCAAGAGGGUUAUGAGCUGAAGGGCCCGCCGGUCCAUGGUGAGGAGUCCGUUUUAACGACGGAGAAACCGCGGAGUCCUGAGGUCUCGAACGAGGAGACGAGAAAUCCACCGGUCAAGGGCCAAGAAGAAGAGUCCUCCAGGGAGGAGGAAGAAGAAGAGGAGGAGGAGAACAAUAGUUCCGUGCAAAGAGACUCCUCCGCGUGUCCUGCCGCGACAAGUAUACCGCAGGGAUGCCAAGUUAGGUGAUAAUUAAUGAUACUCGUGGAGUAACGGAGCAGAGGACACACACACACAUACAACACAAACACACACGGUGCUUGUACGAUUUUGCGAUCGAUAGAGAAAACGGACUCGAUACAAUGCUUGCGGUUGCUAGCUGUGAAAAGCACGUUGCCGUGAUAAGGUGAAAAGCCGUUCCGCCAAGAUACGGUCGAAGAAGAUCGAGGUACUGCAUAUUCUUACAAGACAAUUUUACCAUAUUUGUUGCAACGUAUCAAUGUUGGCUUAGUGG
Molecule: messenger RNA, 9227 nt
Organism: Habropoda laboriosa
Lineage: Eukaryota; Metazoa; Arthropoda; Insecta; Hymenoptera; Apidae
Gene: rno
Product: PHD finger protein rhinoceros
Exons: 10
Coding region: 179-8962 (2927 amino acids)
Biological process (GO): regulation of transcription by RNA polymerase II
Source: RefSeq, a predicted model, not a curated record